GGUGGCGCACGCGGACAUCAGCCCCUGUGCAGGAUGGCUGCCUUGAAACGGAGUCGAGCCCAAGCUUGGCCGGAGGAGAGAGGGGACAGGGAGCAUGGACUGUACAGCUUGCACCGCAUGUUUGACAUUGUGGGCACUCACCUGACCCACCGGGACGUGCGGGUGUUGUCCUUCCUCUUUGUGGACGUGAUAGACGAUUAUGAGAGGGGCAUGAUCCGCAGCGGCCGGGACUUCCUGCUGGCGCUAGAAAGGCAGGGCCGCUGUGAUGAGACCAACUUCCGCCAGGUGCUACAGCUGCUGAGGAUUAUUACUCGCCAUGACUUGCUGCCCUACGUCACCUUGAAGAGGAGAAGGGCUGUGUGUCCAGACCUCGUAGACAAGUACCUAGAAGAGACAUCCAUUCGCUACGUGACGCCCCGAGCUCACAGUGAUGCAGAGCAUGGUCUUGGCCACCCUCACAAAUCAGUGCCUCCCCAUCACCCUGUGGUCUGCUGCUCCUCGGCGGGACCUCAGAUCUGUACCAAGAGGCCUGGCCGUGGGAGAGCUCUUCUCAGUAGUCAGCGGAAGAGGAGGAAGUCAGUGACACCAGAUCCCAAGGAGAAACAGACUUGUGAUAUCCGCCUGCGUGUGCGAGCCGAGUACUGCCAGCACGAGACGGCGCUGCAGGGCAACGUCUUCUCCAACAAGCAGGACCCCCUGGAGCGGCAGUUCGAGCGCUUCAACCAGGCCAACACCAUCCUCAAGUCCCGGGACCUGGGCUCCAUUAUCUGUGACAUCAAGUUCUCUGAGCUCACCUACCUCGAUGCGUUCUGGCGAGACUACAUCAACGGCUCCUUGCUGGAGGCCCUCAAGGGCGUCUUCAUCACAGACUCGCUCAAGCAGGCAGUGGGCCACGAGGCCAUCAAGCUGCUGGUCAACGUGGACGAGGAGGAUUACGAGGUGGGGCGCCAGAAACUCCUGAGGAACUUGAUGCUGCAGACGGCGCCCUGACCUGGUGGCUGUGGUGCCCAUGCCCGGCAGCCCAUCGCUCCUCCUCUUGGGUUUGUUUUUCUUUUUUUUUUUUUUUUUUUUUUUUUUUUUUUUUUUUUAAAAAAUUUUU
Molecule: messenger RNA, 1099 nt
Organism: Alligator sinensis (Chinese alligator)
Lineage: Eukaryota; Metazoa; Chordata; Crocodylia; Alligatoridae
Gene: DEDD
Product: death effector domain containing
Exons: 4
Coding region: 34-990 (318 amino acids)
Biological process (GO): extrinsic apoptotic signaling pathway via death domain receptors; apoptotic process; regulation of apoptotic process
Cellular component (GO): nucleolus
Molecular function (GO): protein binding; DNA binding
Source: RefSeq, a predicted model, not a curated record